CUAUAAAGAAAAGAAAUAGAAAUUUUUAAGUACAUAAUUAAAUCUGUUGACAAAAAUUUAUAAAGCUUAAGAAUAAUAUACAAGAUAAUUAUAAAACCAAAAGAAGAUUCAAUAUGAUCAUAUUAACAAAGAAAUCUCGAAUUACAGCAUCUAUAAAUAUUAUAAGAAAUUUGAUCCAUAGCAAUGCUGAAACGGUGAAUGAUUAUGAAGUGGAUCAUCAUUCUAAUAUGAAAGAAUACUGGUGGGAAAAAACCGGACCUUUAAAAGCGUUACAUUCGUUAAAUCCACUUAGGGUGUCAUUUUUAAUCAAUGGCUUGUCAAAUACUAAAAGUAUUCAUUCUUCAAAUAUAAAUACACGUAAUAGUUUGAAAAAUUUAAAAAUACUUGAUGUAGGUUGUGGCGGAGGAAUUUUGACAGAAGCUUUAGCUCGUCUUGAGGGCAGUGUUACUGGAAUAGAUCCCAGUAAAGAAUUGAUUGAAAUUGCCAAAAGUCAUUCUGUUUUUCUCAAGAAUAAACACCUUACGUACUUGAACGAACCCAUUGAAGAUCACGUCAAAUCUAACGAAGGGAAGUACGAUGCUGUUAUAACAUCAGAAGUUAUAGAACAUAUAUCGAACAAACAAACUUUUUUAACAAAUUGUGUUGAAUGUUUAAAACCAGGAGGGUCAAUUUUUUUGACUACACCAAAUAAAACCUUUGCAUCAUGGUUGGGCGUUGUAGUUCUAGCUGAGCAUUUAGGUUUUAUACCUAAAGGAACUCAUCAAUGGGAAAAAUUCAUUCGUCCGCACGAACUGCAAUCUAUUUUGGAAAUUGGCUGCAAAUGUGAUACCAUUACAAUAAAUGGAUUGAGCUACAACCCGCUAACAAAUAAUUGGAGCUGGUCAGAUUCGACUGAUAUUUCAUAUGCAUUACACGCGGUUAAAUACGUUUAAUAUAUAAUACAAAAAUAUUUAUGUGUUUGAUUUAUAAACAAAGACAUUUAAUUUAAACGUUUCUAUGGAUUAUGUUUAUAAUUUUAAUAAUGUUGAAUAAAAAACAACUAUUUAGUUGGAAAAUAUAAAGUUUAA
This is a messenger RNA of Adelges cooleyi (spruce gall adelgid), 1067 nucleotides long. RefSeq names its product ubiquinone biosynthesis O-methyltransferase, mitochondrial (gene Coq3). Gene Ontology annotation, molecular function: 2-methoxy-6-polyprenyl-1,4-benzoquinol methyltransferase activity. Lineage: Eukaryota; Metazoa; Arthropoda; Insecta; Hemiptera; Adelgidae. Gene Ontology annotation, biological process: ubiquinone biosynthetic process. The coding region runs from base 114 to 932 and encodes 272 amino acids. The transcript is spliced from 7 exons. The record is from RefSeq and is a predicted model, not a curated record.